This is a messenger RNA of Pseudomyrmex gracilis, 3042 nucleotides long. RefSeq names its product aconitate hydratase, mitochondrial-like. Gene Ontology annotation, biological process: tricarboxylic acid cycle. Lineage: Eukaryota; Metazoa; Arthropoda; Insecta; Hymenoptera; Formicidae. The transcript has 9 exons. Gene Ontology annotation, cellular component: mitochondrion; cytosol. Gene Ontology annotation, molecular function: aconitate hydratase activity; 4 iron, 4 sulfur cluster binding. The record is from RefSeq and is a predicted model, not a curated record. Bases 135 to 2498 code for a protein of 787 amino acids.
UAACGUGUCUUCAACAGUUCCCUUGUAGUGGCCGGUUCGAGAAGAGCUGCCAUAAGGGAAAAUUAUUAACACGUCUUUUAACACGCGCCUUACACGUCGUUUGCACAUUUGGCGGGAGGCAGAAACAAGUCAUCAUGUCAUAUUGCACAAGGGUUCUUCGUGCACAGAGACUGUCCGCAUUAGCGGCAGAUAUCCAACAACGAUGCUUCAGCGUAAGUCCGCUGAGUUUUGCUGCUGCGAAGGUGGCCAUGUCGAAAUUUGAUACAAGCAGCUAUUUACCUUAUGACAAGCUACAAGAAAAUCUUAAAAUAGUCAAGAAAAGAUUGAAUCGGCCUCUGACUUUAUCCGAAAAAGUUCUCUAUUCUCAUCUUGAUGAACCUAACAAGCAAGACAUUGUUCGUGGUACCAGUUAUCUCCGAUUGCGGCCAGACCGUGUUGCUAUGCAAGAUGCUACUGCGCAAAUGGCGAUGUUGCAAUUUAUCAGUUCCGGUCUACCAAAGGUUGCUGUACCUUCUACUAUCCAUUGCGAUCACUUGAUCGAAGCUCAGAUCGGCGGUGAAAAGGAUUUGAAACGCGCUAAGGAUAUCAACAAGGAAGUCUACAAUUUCCUAAAAACGGCAGGUGCUAAAUAUGGCGUUGGUUUUUGGAAUCCCGGUUCUGGCAUCAUUCAUCAGAUUAUCCUGGAGAACUACGCUUUUCCGGGUCUGCUCAUGAUCGGUACUGACUCGCACACUCCUAAUGGAGGUGGUUUAGGCUGCCUGUGCAUUGGUGUUGGUGGUGCCGACGCCGUUGAUGUCAUGGCGAACAUUCCGUGGGAACUCAAAUGCCCGAAGGUCAUCGGCGUGAAGCUCACAGGUGAACUCAAAGGUUGGACCAGUCCUAAAGACAUCAUUCUGAAAGUGGCUGGCAUUCUCACCGUCAAAGGCGGCACCGGCGCCAUCGUCGAGUAUUACGGACCGGGUGUCGACAGUAUCAGCUGUACCGGAAUGGCCACUAUUUGCAACAUGGGUGCCGAGAUCGGAGCUACCACUUCGAUCUUCCCGUACAAUUAUAGAAUGCAAGAUUAUCUGAAAGCAACUGGACGUUCGGAAAUUGCCGCGGCUGCCGAUCAAAAUAAGAGUUUACUUACAGCCGAUUCCAACGCUAAAUACGAUCAGAUUAUUGAGUUAGAUCUGUCAACUUUGGAGCCGCAUGUAAACGGACCUUUCACACCAGACUUGGCUCACCCAAUUUCUAAACUAGGUGAAAAUGCCAAGAAGAACGGUUGGCCAAACGAGAUCAAGGUCGGUCUCAUUGGUUCCUGCACCAAUAGUUCCUACGAAGACAUGGGUCGAUGCGCAAAUAUCGCCAAGCAGGCUCUAAAUCACGGUUUAAAAGCUAAGUCCGCGUUUAAUGUCACACCUGGAUCCGAACAAAUCCGAGCAACAAUAGAGCGCGACGGAAUUGCUCAAACCCUUCGUGAGUUCGGCGGAACGGUACUAGCUAACGCUUGCGGACCCUGCAUUGGCCAAUGGGAUCGUCAAGAUAUCAAGAAAGGAGACAAGAAUACGAUUGUCACAUCGUACAAUCGAAACUUCACCGGUAGAAACGACGCAAAUCCAGCGACACACGCAUUUGUUACCAGUCCCGAGCUCGUAACUGCUCUCUCUAUUGCCGGUCGGCUCGAUUUCAACCCGGUCACAGACAAGUUAAAAGGCAAAGAUGGAAAGGAAUUCCUCUUGGACAAUCCCUACGGUGAUGAACUUCCAAACCGCGGUUUUGAUCCCGGUGUAGACACUUACGAUUCACCACCCGCAGACGGUAGCAAGGUGAAGGUCGAUGUAGAUUCGAAAAGCCAAAGAUUGCAGUUGCUCGAGCCUUUUGAUAAAUGGGACGGUAAGGAUUUGGAAGAUUUAACGAUUCUGAUCAAAGUUAAAGGCAAGUGUACCACGGAUCACAUUUCCGCGGCCGGUCCAUGGCUCAAGUAUCGGGGACAUCUAGACAAUAUUUCCAACAACAUGUUCAUUGGCGCCGUCAAUUCUGAAAAUAGCGAGGUGAACAAAAUCAGAAACCAACUGACAAAUGAAUGGGGCGCCGUGCCUGACGUUGCGCGUGAUUACAAGAAGAAAAAUGUAAAAUGGGUCGCAAUAGGUGACGAGAACUACGGCGAGGGUUCUUCCAGGGAACACGCUGCCCUGGAACCACGUCAUCUUGGAGGCCGCGCUAUCAUCGUCAAGAGUUUCGCUCGUAUCCAUGAGACAAAUUUGAAGAAACAAGGUCUCUUGCCACUGACAUUCUCUGAUCCAGCUGAUUAUGACAAAAUUCAGCCUUCCGACAAAAUCAGUCUUCUCGGAUUAAAGGAUUUGGCACCUGGCAAGCCGGUAAAGGCGCAAAUCAAGCACAAGGACGGCAAGGUUGACACCAUCAGCUUAAAUCACACAAUGAACGAGCAGCAAAUUGCCUGGUUCAAAGCCGGUUCUGCCUUAAAUCGCAUGAAAGAAAUUUCUGGCGGACGAUAAGCUAAAUGGCAGAUAUCCAUUCGAAAAAGCUAGAUUGUUAUAACAUAACGCAUUUGGAGAAACGGAAAUGAAAGAAAAUUUGUACUGCAGAAUGAAGCGGAGCCGAUCAGAGUAUGUUAUGAUCAUUACAUUUCUCUUUUUUUUUCGAUUUUCUUUUUUUGAGUACUUAUUGUGUCAAGUUUGAAGUUUUUAGAGUGGAACUUCGAGCAUCCGUUACUAUUUUGUUACUAGUGUGUUAAGUAACACGCUGUGGCAGCUGUCGGCCUUUUCUUCUCCGUCUUGUUUUCUUCAUAGAAUAAGCAAAUGGCAGCAGAUGUCCAAAUAACAACCAAAAAUCUCAAUACUUUAAGUGUCUUUUUAGAUGUAUAUAUUAAAUUACAUGCAGCGUUAGAAAUGUUAAUAUUUAUAGAUACACACAAUUUUUUAGUUUUGUUUUACAUAGAAUUCGUAAAUUUUCCGCGCACUCCCCACUUGACAAUAAUACGCAUAAUUUCUUACAUAUAUUAUUAAUUACAUGUAUAAUUUGUUGAAACCUGAGAGAAGA